AGCUGGGUCUCCUGGCUGCUGGACACAGACCAGGGGAAGGGGUGUUGUUUGCUGCUCAGCAGGUUUCCCCUCUGGUCUGGUAGAGCCCCAGGGUCCUCACCAUGGACUUCCAGCAUCGCCCCGGAGGCAAGACCGGGAGCGGGGGCGUGGCCUCCUCCUCUGAGAGCAACCGGGACCGCAGGGAGCGCCUCCGGCAGCUGGCCCUGGAGACCAUCGACAUCAACAAGGACCCGUACUUCAUGAAGAACCAUCUGGGCUCCUACGAGUGCAAGUUGUGCCUGACGUUGCACAACAAUGAGGGGAGUUACCUCGCGCACACCCAAGGGAAAAAGCAUCAGACCAACUUGGCCCGGCGAGCGGCCAAGGAGGCCAAGGAGGCCCCCGCCCAGCCGGCGCCAGAGAAGGUCAAGGUGGAGGUGAAGAAGUUCGUGAAGAUCGGCCGCCCGGGCUACAAAGUGACCAAGCAGAGGGACACGGAGAUGGGUCAGCAGAGCCUCCUCUUCCAGAUCGACUACCCUGAGAUCGCCGAGGGCAUCAUGCCCCGCCACCGCUUCAUGUCCGCCUACGAGCAGAGGAUCGAGCCUCCGGACCGGCGCUGGCAGUACCUGCUCAUGGCCGCCGAACCCUAUGAGACCAUCGCCUUCAAGGUGCCGAGCAGGGAGAUUGACAAGGCUGAAGGCAAGUUUUGGACUCACUGGAACCGGGAAACUAAGCAGUUUUUCCUCCAGUUCCACUUUAAGAUGGAGAAGCCACCGGCCCCGCCGAGCCUCCCUGCUGGGCCUCCUGGGGUGAAGCGGCCCCCACCCCCGCUGAUGAAUGGUUUGCCCCCUCGGCCGCCACUGCCCGAGUCGUUGCCCCCGCCCCCGCCAGGGGGCCUGCCCCUGCCCCCCCUGCCGCCCCGUGGGCCUGCGUCC
Physeter macrocephalus (sperm whale) is the source of this 914-nucleotide messenger RNA. RefSeq names its product splicing factor 3A subunit 2. NCBI's taxonomy places the organism in Eukaryota, Metazoa, Chordata, Mammalia, Artiodactyla, Physeteridae. The annotation marks the transcript as partial. Gene Ontology annotation, molecular function: nucleic acid binding; zinc ion binding. The record is from RefSeq and is a predicted model, not a curated record. Gene Ontology annotation, cellular component: U2 snRNP; nucleus; U2-type prespliceosome. The transcript has 9 exons. Gene Ontology annotation, biological process: spliceosomal complex assembly.